AUAGAAUUUCCUGAAAAACGAAAAUUGAAAUUUGUGGAAAAAACACCUCAUCCUUUAUUUGGCAUAAAAAUAAGAAAAAUGCCAAAGCAAUUGAUUGAUAUUCGAGGACCAGAAGAUACUUUGACAUAUUUAUUACACAAGCAGUAUGGAAUUAGGGCAUUACAAGGAGGGCAACUUAGGUUUGGACAUUUUGAAAUGAUGCGUAGUGGAAUUAACAGAAAAAUGAAUGAAUCAAGAUGUUUUGCCUUGUGGAGAAUUGACAACCCUUGGAAACCAAUUACAAAAAAAGGACAAGGACAUAGGAUGGGUGGAGGAAAGGGCAACAUUGAUCAUUAUGUCACACCAGUGAAAGCUGGAAGAAUAAUUUUGGAAUUUGGUGGGAAAAUAGGCUUUGAGGAAGCCUAUCCAAUUUUAAAAAGGGUUGCUGCCAAAUUACCAUUCAAGGCGGAUGUCGUUAGUCAAGAAAUCUUGGAAAAAGAAAAACUUGGAGCUGAAGCAUUAAGGGAAAACAAUUUAAAUCCAUUUUCGUUUGAAUAUUGUCUUAAAAAUAAUAUAAUGGGCUGUAAACAAUGGGCUAGUCCCUAUGACUUUUUGUGGUUUGGUAAAUAUCGGUAA
Helobdella robusta is the source of this 615-nucleotide messenger RNA. RefSeq lists its product as hypothetical. The annotation marks the transcript as partial. The transcript has 2 exons. Gene Ontology annotation, molecular function: rRNA binding; structural constituent of ribosome. The record is from RefSeq and is a predicted model, not a curated record. Gene Ontology annotation, biological process: mitochondrial translation. Gene Ontology annotation, cellular component: ribosome; mitochondrial large ribosomal subunit. NCBI's taxonomy places the organism in Eukaryota, Metazoa, Annelida, Clitellata, Rhynchobdellida, Glossiphoniidae.